This is a messenger RNA of Zootermopsis nevadensis, 10607 nucleotides long. It is a transcript of the gene ttk, whose product is annotated as zinc finger and BTB domain-containing protein ttk. The record is from RefSeq and is a predicted model, not a curated record. Gene Ontology annotation, cellular component: nucleus. Lineage: Eukaryota; Metazoa; Arthropoda; Insecta; Blattodea; Termopsidae. Gene Ontology annotation, molecular function: protein binding. Gene Ontology annotation, biological process: regulation of transcription by RNA polymerase II.
GUUUUACCUACAACCAGUGGAUACUUGCUGACAUGGCGUCUUGAAGCGCUGUGAAGUAUUUCGAUCCUAGUAAAGGAUUUCAUCCCUCGUCGAUGCCAAGGCUGCAAACAUGCACAGGAGUUUGGAUGAGGAUUGGAAAAGCCACAGUGCCACCUGCUAGCAGCCAACAUCGGUAACCAUGACGUCAGCACUGUCAUCACAGCGGUUCUGCCUGCGUUGGAACAACCAUCAGUCAAAUUUAUUAUCUGUGUUCGAUCGGUUACUACAAGAUGAAUCUUUCGUGGAUGUCACGCUUGCAGCGGAGGGUCGUUUACUCCGUGCCCACAAGAUGGUCCUGUCAGCAUGCAGCCCAUAUUUCCAAGCUCUAUUUAUAGGGCAUCCUGACAAACAUCCAAUUGUUAUCCUGAAAGAUGUACCAUACUGCGAUAUGAAGAGUUUACUGGACUUUAUGUAUCGGGGAGAGGUAAGCGUGGAUCAGGACAGGUUAACCGCAUUCCUCAAAGUUGCUGAGAGCCUGAGGAUAAAAGGACUGACAGAGGUAAAUGAGGAAAAGUGUGACCUUCCAUCAAUAACGUCUUCCCUCCUGUCAUCUGUGCCGCCCCCAGUUGUGACUACACACACGCCUCCUCCGCCUCACCUACACAGGAUCCAUCCCACGUCAUCCCCUCAUAAACGUAGCAUCCCAAUGCCUUCAGCCUCUUCUGCCACCUCCAGUAACCCGUUGUUGGGUUCGGCACUAACCGCACCCAAAAGAAAACGUGGAAGACCACGAAAACUGUCUGGGAGUAGUGGUGGAGCCCCUACAGUGCCUGGUCUUGCAGAAGGUGCUACAUCUUCCUCUGGCUCAAGUAGCAGGCACCAAUCUGCAAUAGAUGGAAAUGGAGACGCCGAAAACUCGCCUAGACUGCCGUCCGCAGAUUCUUUGGUUGCGCAAGGAUCACCUGAGUUGCUGGAGGUGAAGAUGGGCAUGGAGUUUCAGCAUUCACCAGCCACAAAUUCUGGUGCAUCCAGGAGACCAUCAGAUGGUGAGAAUGGGUCAGGUCCUGGGCCCAACACGUCGUCCACAGAAGAAGGGAAAGCGCCAAACAAGGAAGCAGUACCAGCAUUACAUUCAAAACACGUGAAGGAAGAGCCAGAACCCACUCCUGGACCGUCCUCUCAAGACCCAGGUCAAGCCUUUGUCCGACCAAGUAGUACGAACAACCCCGAACAGUAUGCCCUUGAUCCCAUAAUUUUGCCGAAGUCAGAGGUGCGUGAAGAUGGAGAGGGCGAAAGUGAAGGUGGAGGGAAUGGAGGGGGGGAAAGGAUCAACUCUCCCGUUGGUGGGGAACACCAACAAUCGUCUGUACCUCCUGCAUCUGCCCCUGCAUCUGCUCGUCCGCCCAUCAAACGACGUGCCCGUCGGCGCGCAACAUCUGCCAGCCAGGACCCAGCAGAACAGUUGACGGAAAUGAGUGUUCGGGGUUUGAACCUUUUUCGCUAUGCCUCCAUCUCGGAGGGAGUGUACAAGUGCACUGAAUGCGCCAAAUCAGAUGUCCAGAAAACAUUCAAGAAUAAGUAUAGCUUCCAGCGUCACGCAUUCCUCUAUCAUGAGGGUCACCAGAGGAAGGUCUUUCCAUGCCCUGUCUGUUCUAAAGAAUUCUCAAGACCUGACAAGAUGAAGAACCACAUGAAAACUGUUCAUGACUGUUUCAUGCCAAAAGAUUGUGUGUUCCCUUUAGGUUUCUUCUUGCCCCACUAACAAAGAUUGAACUUCGUUGUAGUGGCAGUUUAAUUAGGGCUGAAAUAUGAAUUCCUUUAGAAUCCCUUUCUUGGUGUUUGAAAAUAUGCCUUAACUACUGAAAUUGCAUACACAAUUUAAACUCAUUGCACCAAAUUUGGGAUUCACUUACAAUAAGUCUGGGGGUUUAAAGAUUUUUCUGAAGAGACAUGGAAUCUUCUAGUUUCUAGCAUGGUAACCAUAGCAUUAAAUAUUUGCUCAGAAAAGCACAUUUGUUGAUUAUUAACAGUUCUCUUCUCUGUUAUAUGUAUUUAUGAAACGGCAAUAAUUGAAGUUACUACUGAUACCUUGUUCAUGGGGAACUCACAGAUGGUAUAUGUUGUAAUGAAAAGUAAACAUUUUUUUUUUUCAGGAGACAGUCUUCUUGAGGGCACAUUAAUUUGAUUUCUUAUUGGGAGGAACACAGUAGUUGUAUAAGGAGAACUAUUUGCGUAUAUUGAAUACUUUACGGAACGCUGACCACUGAACAAUUUUUUUCUUAUCUUUAGAUAUCCUCUUCAGAUCUCUCUGCUCUUUGUAUUUCUAGGCGUUAUAACGUUUGACUCUAGAUAAGGAAAUGCCACAAAAUAAAUUAAACUGCAGCUUAGCAAAAACUGAAACAUCUUGCUGGGCCUGAGCAGUUGUGCCGAGCAACUUAUCUUUUGUGGCCCAUGUCUUUCCCCAAGAAGUUGCAUUUUAUUCUAAAGGAAAUCAGGUGCUGGAUGACACUCCUAUAUUAUGUGGUUGAUUUAUUUCAAAGAUAAUUAGCAGGAAUUAAACAGGAGGAGGUCCCUUACAUACAAAUUAUCGUGUAUGCAACUCAGUUUUUCUAUCGUCUUUUGAUGCUUGUUGCCUUAUUCACUGCCUGUAAGAUAAAGUCUGUCAGUGAUUGAAACCAGAUUUUAAAGAAGUUGUCGUGUUGACGUAUGAAAUAUAAAUAACACUGAACUCCAUUUAUAUGAUAUAUAACAUUUUUAAUAUAUAUUAAAAUAUGCUCAUCCACAAUUCUUUUUUACUAUGGAAUUUUCCAUAUGAUGUAGUUAAAUUGCGUGAUGGAAGAAAAUGAAGUGCUGAAUUGUUAUUCUUAAAAUGGUGUUUGGUUUGUUCAUAGAUUUGUCAGUGUGAAAUACUGUUUACUCUGUUGAAAUAGGGAACACACUUUUCUUAAAAAUAUUUGCUUUUAUAACUGGUUUCUAAUUACUGAUGCCACAUUUUUUCCUUCUUUUUCUUCUAAUUCUGUCCCUCGAGCAUAUAACCUGAGUUUAAGUUAUUUACGGUUGGGUAUAAUUAUAUUUGUGUUUCAAAAAUGAAUGCAUACAAAACUAUGAGGGUUUGAAUUUAAUAUUUGAAUAUUUUUAUUAACAGGGAAGUUUUUGCUUCUGACAUGGUGAUCGGUUUUCAGUUUUAACACCCAGUCUCAACUCUAAGCAUAGCUGAAGGGUAUUUGCCUGUGCCUCAGAUGUAACUGCGUUACGUCGUUGACACUUGUUAUAAAAAUACAAAAUAUCAAAUAUAUAUAUCUUAGAAGUACAAUUUUGGAAAUAGUGCAAAUAAAUGUAAAUGUGGGCGUGUGGUAGGGAGUUGUUGUAGUUGAUGUUAUUACAGUCACAUUAUGAGUUGUUUGGUCAGAAGUGUAGUCAUCUGCUAGUGAAUAAUUACCUAGUAGGUUUGCUCCAGAAUACCAGUCUUUAUGAUGGUGUAAUUCAAAAAUUCUGCCAUCAUGUUAACCAUAAUUACAUUUUAAAAAUGAAACAAGGUCGUGAUAGAAAUGGCAGUGGCAAAUUGAAUGUGAUUGAACCAGUGCUGGUAGAAAUUUUUAAAGAAAAAAGUAUAGGCUUAUUAUUAGUAAGGAUAUUAAUCAUUUUAUUAUAUUAAUAUUUCUAUUUCUUAAGCAUAUCCUUUUAAAGGUGUCCUUUAGUAAAAGAAAUAUACUGCAAAGCAGAUAAAGGAAUGGAAUGGGUUUGGAAUGUUAGCUAAAAAGUGUAGUAAAACUAACAUUAUCACUUCUACUGCAUUGUUUGCAGAACAAAGUGGCUCGACUGGUUUCUGUUAUUUAUUCAUAUUACUGAUAUAAUAGAUUCAGAUUGAAAUUCUGUUGUUUUAGCAUCUUUGUUAUCUAUGGCGUGGCAUGCACACUUCAUUAUGUAAUGCAUCCUCUGACGUAUGGGAACAGAGGGUUGAUUAAUAGAAAGCUGUUUUGGUACUGAGUACGUAGGUGUUAACUUAAUAUCGCAAGUGGAAGUACAACACAUUGCUGUCAUGGUGAUGGUUACAUUCUGUAACAUAAUUAGGUGGUGGGUUCAUUUAUACAUCUUUACAUUUAAAAAGUACACGUGAUGCUGAUGCUAAGGAAAACACUUGCCUCUUCCGUGGACAAAAUGUGAAAGCCACAGCUGUUGUCAAUUAGAGUCACUUUAUCAGUUCUGUUAACUCAAUCCUAUCCUAGUCAUAAUUAUCAUAAUGGUUAAACAUUCCCUUGGAAGUGAGAAAAUACUACUUUGAAAGAAUUAAAAAGGAAAGGGAUAUCUUGACAAAAUUGCUCCAUAGUUAAACUAUGUGCGAGAUUCUGUUUUAAUGUAGGGCUUAUUAAAAUAAUAAUGUGUUUGCUCUAGUGUGCGGGCCUUUGGAUUACCGGAAUUCGAUACUGUCUUUACCAAAGUAACACGUUUGUCUUUAAUUUGUUCUGACAGGUUGUAUACUUCACAAUGAACAGCAAAUUUGAACCAAGUUCGUAAUUUUAAAAUCCCUGCUUUAUUAUGUGUCAAAACUGACAUGAUUCAUAGGAAGUCUGCGAUAUUGACACAAAGUUUUUAAUAUUAUUUUAUAUACAAUAGUUAAAGUGUAUUAAACAUCGUUUUUCUUACACAAAAAUUCGGUUGUUUAGGGGUGGAAGGGUAUAUACCUAGGCACAUAAUAUUUGUUUCACAGAAUAUCUUUUUCCUCGUGAUAUUUCAAAUAUCAUGAUGUUUCUGUAUUGUAAAAUGUUUAAAACAUUUAAGAAAUGAAUAAUAAUGAAUACUGUUGGCUGGGGGAAAAAGGAACAGUUCAAAUGAUUGAGGAUGUUAAUUAGGUACACCUUAAUAAUGUUCAACAUUUUUUGGUUAUCAGAAUGGCCAGUGAUAUGUCACCUUUUUCCCAGCCUUAUUUUUUAAUAUUUAGUUGAUUCCAUUUUAUACAUUUAAUUGAAGUUAUGGAUUUCCCCUAACUUAGGAUAACAAAAUGUGCAAUCACAAUUCUUUAACAUAUCUAGUGUUCAUAGAUAGUUUUAUUACUAACAUAUUUUUAAGAUAUGUAUAUUGUUUAUUGUAAAAAUAUGACUUUGUAGGUUACAGAUUAAUAAUAUUUGGGGAUUCUGGAAUAUAUUUAAAAGAGAUUUUCAAGUUAUCUUUUGUGCAUGUGAUUUCAUAUUAGGUGCGAAUUUGUGACAGUAACAAUUCUUAAUAGCAGGCUGCUUUUUGUACAUUAUGAAUGUACAGUGGAUGACCUUAUAGUUAUAGUAGCAUAGUGUGGAAAAAAUGGUUGGUGUUUGUUGAGUUAAUAGCUUGUGUUACCAAGGAACUGCACAAAUCAGUAUAAUUUUGAGAUUAUGCAAUACAAAGACAGAUACAGACGUGUAACGGCAACGUAAUUGGAGUUGGGCCCAAGUAAUCAUCUACAUAAUACAGUUUUUGUCAUUCAUGUAAGUUAUCGUAAUAAGUGCUUAGGAGUUUGUGUCAGUAUAAAGGUACUUGUUGACUUCUGUAAUGUAUUUUGUUCGCAGUCUCAUUGUCUGUUGUUGUAGAGAGCACAGUGUGUCAUCGCUGUUACAUUGUGAUGAAAGAAAGUAAGUAAAAGCCUUUCCCUGAGAUGAUUCAGAGCCCAUAGCUCAAGAAUUAAAUUAGCCAGAAUUGUCAUUGCGCUGUGCUUAAUUCUUAAAAUGGCAUUGCAGUUUAUUUGCUAAAUUUUGUUCUUAAAAUUUGAUGCCGGCAAAGUCUUCUGUCCCCACGUCUCCCAUACUGUAUUCUGUGAAUGCAGGGGCAAGAUACAUGAUUGUGGUGUUCGGAUAUUGACCGUAAGUCACUUUUCUUUUAUGGUGUCAAGACAAUAAGCCAUUGAACUUGAUUAAAUUAGAGUGUUUUGAAAUAGUUGUUGCUUAAGGUUAAUAUCUGUUACGAAUUAUUACCUUGUAUGUUAAAUUUUAUUGCAGUUAAAGGUAAAUCGAUAACUUUAUAAGUGAUUUGAAAACAAUUUCUCUACAUCAAUGCUUGUCUUAAAUGAUGUGUAGUAGUAGUAGAAGAUGGUGGUCAUCAUAUAACCAUAAGUUAAUAUAACUGUGCUUUAUUUUUCCAAAUAAUAAGGGUUUUGACACAUUCUCCUAAGCUUUUCUUCAGAAGUGACACAAAUUUAGGUGCGUCUAACUUUAAAUUGACAAUUUGGAAAUGUAUUGUCUGAUUGAUAUUACUUUUGUUUUGUCCACAUCAAUGCCUAAAAUUUCAUCUUUCAUAAAGAUCAUUUGUUGAAUAUUGUAUAUGUAUUAAAUGCCUUGUAAUCUGCUCAUUCAUGGACAAGAAGACUGUAUACGUCCGUCAUGUUAGACGUUGCGACAAAACCGUACCUGGGUAGAGGCUAUUUACUGGAUAUGUGAAGAGUUUGUUAGUUUAUUGUUGCAGCAAUUUGAACUGUUGCAAACUGUCUUUGUUGGGAAUUUUUCAUAGUUUCUCCCUAUCCUGUGUUGAAUGAUGAAGAUUUAUAAUGAAGGUUAAUGAGAGAGAAGUUAAUUGUUUUUCUUAACAUGUUAAUAUAAAGACUGCCAAUUGGUUUAUUGCAUAAUGGAAUCUGUUGUUUUUUCAGUUGUCAUUGUAGAAAGCAGAGAUAAUUCUGUACAAAAAUGAAAUAUGUUUUCAGGGAUGUGAUGGUUUUGUUGCAGUCUAAAGCAAGAUGUUUUUUAUGUCUGUCGCUGAUUUUACGGUAUUAGGCGCAUGUUAGAGUUUGGAAAACUGUGAAAAUGGCAUGUUAAUGUUAUUGCACCCCUGUCCAAAUUGGUGAUACGCUCAUGUUCCAGCCAUAUCAAAUGUGAAAAUAUACCAUACUCACUACCAUUAUUGCAUUUCAGUGGUUGUAACUUAAUGUAAAGUGAAGUGCAUGUGUUUUUGCCAUAUGUGAGUAAUUCUCAGAUGGAAGGGCCGUGUAGUGCAUACACUAACAAUGAAACGUGAUAAAAUCUGCAGCAAGGAAAUCUGUUUCUUGUUCUGACAUCAUGCUCUGGGUGUGACUUUACAUUGCUAGUUGUCCGCACCGUCUGCAGUAUCGCGGCAGUAGUUCAAAAAUACGCGAACAAAAUUUAUUAAAUUGUGGAACUGAAAUUGCAUCUGAUGUCUCAAUGACAUUUAUAGAUGUUUAUUUGUUUGCAUGGUACUUCAGUAGUUGACUUCAAAACAUACAUUAUUGUGGACAUUAUAAACUUCUUCCCUUUUUUGUAUUACGGAUUUCAAACUCGGUUCCAACAGAGCAUCAAGUACAAGGUGAAUUACGUUAAAUGGAGUAAACAUAAAGCAGACAGUUAAGUUUAAAAUGUUUGUGACCUGCUGUUAACAACAGGUUUUAAAACAAACUCCUAUUAUUCACUUAAUUUUCAUGCUGUUAAUGCAAAUAUUUACCAUCAUAUCUUUUAAAUUGAACAUUUCUUUAGAGGUAGAUUUCUGUUCUUCAGUAAUUUUUUCAUUAAGAAAAGUAAUAAUGGUUGUUAAGACUUUUUACAAGAUGAAAUUAUUUUGUUUUGAGCUUUACAUAAAGUAGCAUUUAUAAUGGGGCCAUGUGCAUAAAAUGAAACUUGCUUCAUAAUUUCUAGGCCACAUCCGCAGUUACAAUUACAUUGCAAUCUGUUGAUUAGUUUUGGAGAGGAAAUACAAAUUAUUGGAUGGGUAUGACCUCCCUGUUAUGCGUUUAUUUGCUAUACUUCCACAUAAGAGCAAAUUCUAGGAACCUUUCUCUUAUCAUUAUAAUGUAGUGUAUCAAAUUCAUUGAUGGCAUUGUCAUUGUUUUCUCGAUACUUUAUAUUUCCAUGGUAUAAGAUAUGAUGCGUAUUUGAGAGUUACAAAAUCAGAUUUGACACUCAAAAAUUGAAUUUUGAAAGUCUGCAUGUACUUUAUUUUAUGUAAAUACAUGCUGUAAAGAUUCUGUUGUAACUUCUACCUAAAUUGUUAGUUUGCUGAAACACUGGAAAGCCUUCAACGCUCGACAUGCCUAGUCCCUGAAAGCCAACUUUCUAUGUCAUGCUCCACCACAGAAUCUUAGGGACUAGAAAGUAGAAUGAAAUUUCAAAUGUAUUUUAAUUAUUUUUAGACUUGCUGGAGACUUUGUGAUUUAGGGUAAAGUAUAGGUGUUCCAUACCAAAGGUUUUGGAUACAGGACUUGUAAAAUCUAGUGCAGAAUGUCUGACCUCUUACCAAAAUUGUAAGUCAAUAUUAAAAACUAUGAUUGUCAUAUUUGUAGUGUGCCAGCAUAAAGUUGACACCAAAAUGCCAUAAUUCUAGGCAUUCUCGGAUAAUUUGUAACCUUGGUACUUGAUGUUGUAGCUGAGAAAAAACUCCUGUGCUUCAUAUUUUGUAGGUUAUGAGUUCAAAAUCUUAGCCCAGAGACUGGCUAUCCUGAGAGAUUUUUUGUGGCCGUCAUCACUUCCUCUAGUCAUGUUCUGCGACAGUACCAUAAAUUAGGCCACAGCUACAUCCUUCUAUAACUGUUUCUAUUCAUUACUCGUUAAUCUAAACAAAUAUAUCAUUGGUAGUAGAACUCUUCAUUCUAUGCAAAUUCAAAUUUUGUAAAAUAAUAGAUUAUUAUUGGAUACUAAUUUGAAGCCUAGGGUUUCAAGAAAUCUCUAUUUGUUUUUGAUAAAUUAUUCAAAGGAAUGUCAGCUGCCCACAGUUUUCAGCUUAAAACAUAUUCCGCAAAUUUUCAGAAUUUCUACGAGAAGUGGCACACCCACACACACUUUCCUCUCAUGUACUUACUUGUAACACUGACCUCCUUUGUCCUUCUGACACGUCUUCCCUUCGCAACAUUACUCUCCAAGUCAGUUUCCAACACCUGCAUUUCCAAACACAGUGUAAAAUGUACACAAAUAAAACAAACAAUUCAGUAAUUUUAUACAGUUUAUAUGUCAGGUUUAUAGGAUUUCCUCAAAUCUACAUGUGGCUUUGAGCUGCCUGUUUGUAUGCUGUUACACUGUUUAAUAAACUUGAACACUCAAACUUAAAAGAAAAAUAUAUGUUUGACAGGCUUUGAGUUACAAACAGUGCAUGCAUUGAAGUUACAAUGGAUACGCUUUCCCGUAUUAAUUUAAUCUGGUGCCACCAAACUAAUCUGGUAUUGAGGUAGACUGUACUGUAUAUUUGGUAUGGCUGGUUGAGUUUCAUGUGUAAUAAGAAUUGGUGGUCUUGGAAGUAAGUAGUGUGUCUAUUAGGGUUUAGAAACUGAAGUUACAAUUUGAAUAUAUUGGUAAAAUGCUGGUAAGGUAUGAUUACAGAAUGAGUUUUUCUUUUCAUUUAAUAGCCAAAGAUGGAAUAAUUUGUAUGGGGCAAAAGGUCCCCAACAUUUAUUGAGCUGAUGCCACCAUAUGACUACAGUAAAGUAAAGUGAAACCAAAAUGGUCCAAGACCAUAAUAUUGUUACCAUCACUUUAAAUUGAUUUAACAUCAGUCAGUCUUUUGUGUUUAUCUCUCCCAAAAUAUUUUAUUAUUUAUUCCAUCCCUGCAAAGGAAAAUGAUUUUGUUAAGGAAACAUAAUUGGCUGAAACUGAUAAUAGCAGAAGGUGGAAUUACACAAUGUUUAUUUGAUUGAGUUGAAGUCAGCCUGUUUUGCCAUAGGAUGGUCCAGCUGUAAAAAUUCAUUUAACAUUUUAGAAGAUGGUGUUCUUCAGAAAAUUACUGUCUUGUGUACCACAUGUUUUAUAUUUGUUAAAAUUAAUUUAAUUUUUGUAAUUUAAGAUUUAAAAUUAUUCAUUUUAAUUUGAAAUUAUCACAACCAAGAAGUUCUGGUUGAUAACGGAGUGCUCAUGUUAUCUAAUGUCUCAUUAUGAAGGACUGAUGAUACUCAAUGUCUUGUGGCAAACUGGCGGUUUAAGUAACUUUGUUAAGGACAUCCCAGAAAUUUCCAAAGGAACAUGCCAGUUUCAUUUUCAGAUACCCCCUUGUGGUAGGACUCGUGAUAAAAUGAAUUACCUGUACCAAUGAUUCUUUUUUUUUUGAGGGAUUUAAUUUAAAAUAGUUUUAAUAUUUCAUAAUGGGAAAAGAUGGUACUAAAGUGAUUAAUCUUUAGUUAAAAGUUCAUUGCUUACUGAAGCACAGUAGACUAAUUUUAACAUAAUAUGGUGCAUAGCAGUUUUAAUCUCUGUAUGUUAUUUUUAAUUAGAUUCCAUUGUUAUUAAAAUGUAAUCAUAUAAGUUAAGCUAAUAAUAACUUCAAUAUUUUUUUGUUUAAAUGUGUUAGUAAGGUCUUUGAAAAAGACUUUCACAAAAUGUAUAAUACAUGAUACAACUAACCCAGCAUGAGUUAUUAUUUAUACUUCUCAUCAUUGUUUAUAACAUUUGAAAAACAAUUUAUAUUGUUGUGAACAUUAUAAAAUGAGAAUGUAUAAAAUGUUUUCAUUUAUAUAAAUAUAUAUUUACUAUUAUAAUCCUGUUGAUUAGACAUGAAAAAAAGCAGGUACUGUGAAAAGAGAGCCUAUUUUUUACAUCAAGAAUUGACUGAAAGUUUUAACAAUAGUUGAAUUGUUUCGAGAUGAGGUUAAUAUAAAUUUUUGGUAACAUAUUGUAAAAAUAAAAAUCAUUUAUGUAAUUUUUCAUAUUAAAUAAAUCUACCUCCAAGAAUAGGAA